AGAGACUCACAUGGAGAAGCACAUGUUGUGAAUAACCACUGAAGGCAGAGAUGAAGGGAUGGAGCCGAGAAAUAAAAACAAAAACGAUUCAGGAGAGGAGAUGAGGCGAAGAGAGUGCGCGCGAGAGAGGAGAGACGGAGGAGAAGAAAGAAAGCAUCGGUCCAUUUUCACUGUCAUCCCGCAGCAGACGCGCCACUGAAUCAUGCUGAUAAGCCGAUCCGUACUGCUCGUCCUCAGCUCGUGUGUGUGCCUGAGUGUGUGUGUGGAGAACGCAGACGCUCCGGCUCUACGCACGGCGACAGAGCGACAAGGCAACUCAUCAUCUCCAACCGAAACCUUUCAGAGCAGACAGAGGGAUGCUUUUAAACAAGAGCAGGAGGAUAAGCAGCAGCCGAGAUCCUCACGCAGAGACCAGAUUAAAGGCAGCGUCUCAGAAAGCACCGCAUCUGCACUUUCCCUUCAGCAAAGCAGCAAAAACUCGAAGCUAGGCUUAAAGACAAACACCACAAUCCAUUCCACGGAUAUCCCAAAGUCCCUGAGUUUCCAGGAAGUGCUAAAUGGAACUGUCCGUCUCUCCAGGAGACGGAGGAGCUGGAUCUGGAACCAGUUUUUCGUUAUCGAAGAGUACAGUGGACCAGAACCGGUUCUGCUCGGACGGCUGCGUUCCAGUGUGGACCGAGGUGAUGGGCGUGUCCUGUAUGUCCUGAGCGGUGAGGGGGCAGGGUCAGUGUUUGUGAUUGAUGGCCGAACAGGGAACAUCCACGUGACAAAGCCUCUGGACCGCGAGCAGAAGGAUCAGUACAGGCUCGUCGCCACGGCAACAGACCAGCGGACGGGCCGUGUGCUUGAGGCCUCGUCCCAAUUCACUAUCAGAGUGCAGGACAUAAAUGACAACCCACCUGUGUUCAAGCACACACACUACAUUGCCAGUGUGCCUGAGAGAGCCAGUGCUGGGACGGCUGUGAUUCAAGUGACAGCGACAGACGCAGAUGAUCAGUCGUAUGGGAACAGCGCAAAGCUUGUUUACUCCGUCAUCCAGGGCCAGCAGUAUUUCACUGUGGAUCCACAGUCAGGUGUCUUGAGGACUGCAGUGUCUGAUAUGGACAGAGAGCAGCAGUCUCAGUACAUCGUGGUCUUGGAGGCAAGAGACAUGGCGGGACAUCAGGGGGGUCUAACAGGAACAACCACCAUCACUGUGCACCUCAGCGACGUCAAUGACAGCCCGCCACGUUUCACUCAACGCGUGUGGACGUUCUCCGUAUCAGAGUUAGCGCUCCCCGGUGCUGAAGUAGGCCGUGUGAGUGCUACAGAUGCUGAUGUGGGUGAGAACGCUCGACUCGAGUUUACCAUCUCGGACGGAGAUGGGGGGGAAAUGUUCAACAUCACCGGACUGAACCAAGAGGGCGUGAUUAUACUCAACCAGGGAUUAGACUUUGAGACACGUAGCUCAUACACACUCUCAGUGGAGGUCCAGAACCCAAGUGUGGAUAUGCGGUUCCUCCGUGGUGGUGUGUUUAAGGAUGAGGCGGUGGUGAGGAUCAGUGUCCUGAACGCAGACGAGCCGCCGCACUUCACUCGCAGUCAUUACACACUGAACAUCACAGAGAACUGCAGAGCGCCGUGCAGCGUGGGACGAGUUCACGCUGUGGACCCUGAUACAGGACACAGCACCAGUAUAGAGUACUCGAUUGUCCCUGCGUCUGACCCUAAGGCUGUGUUUCGUAUCUCCCCUGUUAGUGGCCUCAUUACCGCGGUGAAGGUGUUGGAUCGAGAGCGUGAACAGUGGCACAACAUCACUGUCACUGCUGCUCAGAGAGACAGCCCCAAUCAGGUUACCAGGGUAGGGGUUGCCAUAGAAACGCUGGAUGUGAAUGACAACCCCCCUGAGCUGGACGGACCAUAUGAGACGGCAGUUUGUGACACCAGCACCGCUGGACAGGUGGUGCAGGUGAUUCGAGCCAUAGACAGAGACGAGAUCAGCUCCGGUUCACCCGUACACUUCAGUGUGUCUGCGCACAGCAGCCGGUCUCUGAACUUCACCACUCAUGCGAGAGGAAAUCACACAGCCAAUCUGCUGCUCCUGUCCUCUCUGAAGCCCAUCCCUCGCCCCGCCUCUUCUCCUUUACACACUGUAAAAGUACCCAUAAUCCUCCGGGACAGAGCGUCUGAGCUGAGCAGCACGGGGACGGUGACAGUGACGCUGUGCCCCUGUCAGAAUGGAGGGAUGUGGGUGGAGGAGAGAAGGAGAGGGAUGGAUGGAUGGAGGAGUGGUGAUGGAGAGGUGCUGAUGGAGUGGGAGAGACAGAUGGUGUGUUUGUCUCUGCCGAGGUCCUCCAUGCUGUUGGGAUUCAGCUCGGCCACCAUGUUGGCCAUCCUGGCCUGUUCCUCCGUCCUCAUCGUAGUGGUGGUCUUGUCGCUGUCCAUGCGGAGGAAGAAGAGUGACUCUCUCUCUCCGGUGGAGGACGAUGAGAUCAGAGAGAACAUUAUUACAUAUGAUGAUGAGGGUGGAGGAGAGGAAGACACAGCUGCGUUCGACAUCACUGCACUGAAGAGUGUCCCACACGCCAUACACACGCGAGGUGUUGGUUCCGUCCCUCUGUACGGUCCUCUGUGCUACAGCAUACACACAGCGAGUGGGAGCCUGUUUGGUGGGGGUGAGUCUCGGCUAGAUCGGGAUAAACCAGCGCACACACUCCCUAGCGGAUACACACUGAACAUCGAGCUGCUAGAACCGGGUUCUACACUCACAGAACCGGCUGAGGAAUGGAAGAGUCCAGAUCAGAACAGGCCUGAAGAUUCUGAUGAUAUCAUACUGAAAAAGAGCCAGACAGGAAGUGAUGUCAUCGCUCAAGAUCAGACUCCGUUAGUCCUAAAUGACUCUGCAGAUCAUCCGGUCGCAUCUCAUACAGCUCACCUCCACUCCUCCGUCUCCUCAUCUGUCGCUCCAGAUGAAAUCACGCCUCCACACAGCACAGGAAUCAGCACAGCUCCGUUCAGAACCAUGGAGGGAACUUUACUAAGAGCUGGCGGAGGGAUACAUCUGACCAGAACUCCUUUUAUGUACCUGAAUACAGGCCAGGACUGCAUUCAGCACCUUGUCGGGCUACGUGUUGGAGGGCGGAGCUUCUUUAGACCUGAUUUAGGGGGUGUGGCUGUCCCUCUGACUCUUAGUAUAGAAGAAUUGCUGCAGCACCGACUCGCCCGAGUGACCUUUGACCCCAUGCAGCCCCCGUACGAUUCACUGCAGAUGUAUGAGCAUGAGGGGGCGGAGUCAGAGACCGCCUCGCUCAGCUCUUUGGAGAGCGAAGGAGAUGGAGGGAUGGAGGGGGAAGGGUUAAUUGAUUGGGGGCCCAAGUUUAACAAGCUGCUGGAGAUUUUUAGAGAGAGGGAACUGAAGAAAGAUGGACAGACGAAAGAGGAGGAAACGGAGGAGAGACAAAUACAUGGAGAGCAGCAGAAGAGUGUGGAGGAAGUGGACGGAAAACAAGAAGUACGGAAUGAACUAGAUAGCAGAAAGGAUUGAGAGAAUAAAGAAUGAUUUCUCUUCAGAGAGAUGAGAGAGUGAACGAUGAAGGAGAAAGAGUGAUACUUAACAAGUUGCUGGAGAUCAUGAGAGACGGUAGGAGUAUAGGCAAGGAGAAAAGAUGGAGGGAAUAAAGAGGAGCAGAGAAGAGGUUCAGUGAAAAGGAAUGGAAAAAGCGAAAGGCAGAACAAAAGAGAAAGAUAGAAGGGUGAGAUAGAAGACGAGAGAGGCGGAUUGAGCUGGUAGAGAUCUUUAGGGAAAGUAGAUGAAAUGUGAGAGAAGAAAGAAGAACUGAGGUGAAAGAAAGCAUGGAAGAGAAAAAUAAACAUGUGAAGGGGAGGCAAAAAGGAAUAGAAGGUGGAAGAGAAAGAGAGAGAGAGAGAAAGCAAAGGCUAAUCUAGCAAGCAUAGCUCUUGUGUAACGUUGCAGGCGGAGUCUCAGACAGCUGUCAAUCAAGUGUGCUCAUUAGAAUAUUAGGCUACGCCCACACCUAAAGACUGAGUUAAGCUGCUGUUUGCGUGUUUUACAACAUUUCUAUUCUGUCUAUAAUAUAACAGUGAACUUUGGAAUCAUACAAACACCUUUAAUAUUUUACUCCUCCUUCCCCAUGAUCACGGAGUGAGAAGUUACAAAACAGCUGAAAUAUUGAUUUGGCUGUGUGAGCAGCAUUGUGUUAAAAAAAAUAAUAAAUGAAUAAAUAAAAGAGGCCUCAUAAAUAAUACACGGUCUUCCGAAUCUAAGGAAAUAGAAACAUCUCUCCCACAGGAUAGAACCAAAAAUCAGGUUUUAGGGAGAGCGAGAAUAAAAAUGUUUCUUUAUAGAAAGUCACAAGUGAAUAUGCAUGUACACACACACCCACACACACACACACACACGCACACACACACACACUAUCCUAUGUGCAUAACUUGGUAAAACUCCUUCCGACGUCCUUUUCCUUCACUGAACAGAUCCAAACUCCAGACGUUGCACAUCAGUAGUGAGAGAGUGAGAAAUCAAUCUCACGCUAAACCAUUUAGGAUGCAAGAAGAAGUCUUAUCAGUCAAAAAAAGCUUUCAAAACGUCUUCCAUUCUUCCUUCCAGCCUUUAUGUAUCUCCAUUCAGUUGCUUUUGUGCUGUGAUUAUUGAGCAGCGCUUGAAGAGCUUUAGCUGCCGUCAUUGUUCUCCAUGUCCAUCUCACAGAACAGACCCAGAACACGAGUGAACCAAGCCAGGCAGCAGAAUUCACACGCUGCUUUGGAACUCUCUCGAUCCUUUAUCAGUAAUGCAUAUAAACGUGUUCAUAACAUUUGAUAUCAUGUGCAUAAUUACAUAAUUAUCAUCCCUGGAUUAAACCUGUAUAAAUAUGUAUAAAGUCUCGUUACUAUAAUUGCACUUUAUAACACGAGUGGAUGACUUCAUCAUGCCCCGCCCUCCACAUAACGCAUUAUAAUAUCGGUACGUAAGGACAUAUAAGGUAAACAAUGAUUAUAAUACAUAAUACACGUUACGGUUUCUAUAGUGACAGCUCAUGUACAGCGAGCACUCCACUGAUAAUAAACAGAUAAAAAAAACCUAUGGUGAAAAUUUCUAUAAGGAGAAAUUUGAUUAUGGAAGGAGUCUCCAGUGUCAGCGCUUUGUAACGGUCAGAGGUAAAGCUGUAACUUUAAGUUUUCCCACAUCUUCAGGACAAAGAGGUUUACACUUCUUUGUGGGUUCUCAAUAACAUGCGUAACAAGCUGUGUUUCUUUUGUCUUAUUGACUUGAAGAGAGAGAAUAGAGAGAGAGAAUAGAGAGAGAAUAGAGAGAGGGCUGGUGAGGGAACGAGUGUUUAGAGCUGCUAUAACGUGAGUGAAAACAGGAACUGACUCGUUUCACUGACGUUCCAUGACAUUAAAUGUAACUAUAAAUGGAUAAAAGUAUGACUAUGUAUGACUAUGAGUAUGUUCUUUAAUAAUACAUUUUACAUUUACAUUUAAUUGUUGGCAGAUUGUUGCAGAUAAUUGCAGAUGAUCUUUUUAUUCAAUUAAAUUGCAGAUUAUUUAUUUUUUAAACAAUGGCGUUUUUUUUAUCCGUUUAUAGUUACAUUAAACAUUAUGGAAGUUUCACAAGUCAGAGCUGCUGUUGUUAUUAUUUUGCUAUUAUUAUUCAACACCCUCACAACGUGGUAUAAAGUGAUUUUAAUUCCUGAAACUCUGCCUUUUAAUUUAACAUCACGAUCACGAUGCAUUCACUGUGAUGGUUCGUGAUGUAAGGAGUUUCCUUCCAGUUUCCGGACUUUACGGGUUCCACUUUCAAAUAAAUGUUGUGAACAUUUUUUUUUUUAUGUUGGUGAAAGUGACUCUGCAUGAAACGAGCAGGUGAACGAAGCGUUCCAGUUAUUCGGGUUGUCUUCGAUUAACAAUUAAAGAUACUUCUGAACUAUUUUUUCUCA
Messenger RNA from Ictalurus punctatus (channel catfish), 5936 nucleotides. It is a transcript of the gene cdh24a, whose product is annotated as cadherin-11. The transcript is spliced from 13 exons. Bases 203 to 3523 code for a protein of 1106 amino acids. Gene Ontology annotation, cellular component: plasma membrane; adherens junction; catenin complex. Gene Ontology annotation, molecular function: cadherin binding; calcium ion binding. Lineage: Eukaryota; Metazoa; Chordata; Actinopteri; Siluriformes; Ictaluridae. Gene Ontology annotation, biological process: homophilic cell-cell adhesion; cell morphogenesis; multicellular organism development. The record is from RefSeq and is a predicted model, not a curated record.